Messenger RNA from Chinchilla lanigera (long-tailed chinchilla), 6314 nucleotides. RefSeq names its product ADP-ribosylation factor guanine nucleotide-exchange factor 2 (brefeldin A-inhibited) (gene Arfgef2). Gene Ontology annotation, biological process: regulation of ARF protein signal transduction. The record is from RefSeq and is a predicted model, not a curated record. Gene Ontology annotation, molecular function: guanyl-nucleotide exchange factor activity. The transcript is spliced from 39 exons. The coding region runs from base 529 to 5883 and encodes 1784 amino acids. Lineage: Eukaryota; Metazoa; Chordata; Mammalia; Rodentia; Chinchillidae.
CCCCUCCUGCUGCAUCUCCACGCUUCGCCUCUCCUUCCUCUGCCACUCCUGAUCGCCCCCUUAAUUCAGUACCAACUCUCUCCCACCCUUCUUUCCCCUUCCUCCUUCCCGCGCACACGUUCCUUCUGUCCUUCUUCCUCACCUGUACCCCGCCCCCCGCACUUUCCCUCCUCCCUCUUACCUUUCCUCAUUCCCCGGGUCCCUUUCUCUCCACCCACUCUAGCUCACCUCUCCGCCUCACCUCCCUCCAGCCCGCCCCUGUCCCCAUCUGGCCCCGCCCAGACUAGGCCCCGCCCCUUCGGGUCACGGGGUCGACGGACGCUCAGCGGCCGCCUUGGCCCCUCCAGUCACGUGAUCACGUGACGCGCUCCAACAUGGCGGCGCCGUGGGGCCGGGGCGUCUCUUCCUGACUGGGCGGCGCGCACGGACGCGGCCCGUGCCGGCCGGGAGGCAGGGCCCACGGUCUCUGUCGCCCGCUAGCUCGCGCCGCCAGCCCGCGGGGCUGCCAGCCCCUGCCGGGCCGGGGCCAUGCAGGAGAGCCAGACCAAGAGCAUGUUCGUGUCCCGGGCGCUGGAGAAGAUUCUAGCCGACAAGGAGGUGAAGCGGCCCCAGCACUCCCAGCUGCGAAGGGCCUGCCAGGUGGCGCUCGAUGAAAUUAAAGCAGAAAUAGAAAAGCAGAGGUUGGGCGCUGUGGCACCACCAAAGGCAAACUUCAUUGAAGCUGACAAAUAUUUCCUUCCGUUUGAGCUCGCCUGCCAGUCCAAGUCCCCCCGGGUGGUCAGCACAUCCCUCGACUGCUUGCAGAAACUCAUAGCAUAUGGACACAUCACAGGCAACGCCCCCGACAGCGGAGCGCCAGGGAAGCGACUGAUCGACAGGAUUGUGGAAACCAUUUGCAAUUGUUUUCAGGGCCCACAGACAGAUGAAGGGGUUCAGUUACAAAUUAUUAAGGCUCUUCUGACUGCAGUGACUUCCCCACACAUUGAAAUUCACGAGGGCACUAUCCUGCAGACAGUGAGGACAUGUUACAAUAUCUACUUGGCCAGCAAAAACCUCAUCAAUCAGACUACCGCCAAGGCCACACUCACUCAGAUGCUGAACGUCAUCUUCACCCGCAUGGAAAACCAAGUGUUGCAGGAGGCCAGAGAAUUGGAAAAGCCAAUCCAGUCAAAACCCCAGUCCCCUGUGAUUCAAACUGCAGCAGUGUCUUCAAAGUUCAGUCGUUUGAAACAGAGCCAGGCACAGAGCAAACCAACAACUCCAGAAAAAACAGAUCUACCCAAUGGUGAACAUGCCAGCAGCGAUCCUGGGAAAGUGAGCUCAGAAAAUGGAGAUGUACCCAGAGAAAGAGGCCCAUCACUCUCAGGGUCUGAUGAUGGCGCCCAGGAAGUGGUGAAGGACAUUCUAGAAGAUGUGGUCACAUCUGCUGUUAAAGAAGCAGCAGGAAAGCAUGGUUUGACAGAACCUAACAGGCUCCUAGGUGGACUAGAGUACCAAGAAUGUGCUGUUCCCCCAGGAGUUGAUGAAAACUCACAGACCAAUGGCAUAGCGGAUGAUAGGCAGUCCUUGUCCUCCGCAGAUAAUCUGGAAUCUGAUGCUCAAGGACAUCAAGUGGCCGCUAGAUUCUCCCACAUUCUACAGAAGGAUGCCUUCCUGGUGUUUCGCUCCCUGUGCAAGCUGUCCAUGAAGCCCCUUGGGGAAGGUCCCCCAGAUCCAAAAUCCCAUGAGCUGCGUUCCAAGGUGGUCUCCCUGCAGUUGCUCCUCUCCGUGUUACAGAAUGCGGGCCCAGUCUUCAGGACUCAUGAGAUGUUCAUCAAUGCAAUCAAGCAAUAUCUCUGUGUGGCCUUGUCCAAAAACGGCGUCUCUUCAGUGCCUGAUGUCUUUGAGCUCUCUCUUGCUAUUUUCCUUACUCUUCUUUCAAACUUUAAAAUGCACUUGAAAAUGCAGAUAGAGGUCUUUUUCAAAGAGAUUUUCCUGAACAUUUUAGAAACAUCCACAAGUUCUUUUGAGCACAGGUGGAUGGUCAUUCAGACGCUGACGAGGAUCUGUGCCGAUGCCCAGUGUGUUGUGGAUAUUUAUGUCAAUUACGACUGUGAUUUAAAUGCUGCUAACAUUUUCGAGCGCCUAGUAAAUGAUUUAUCCAAAAUCGCUCAGGGAAGAAGUGGACAUGAGCUGGGAAUGACACCCCUGCAGGAGCUCAGUCUGAGGAAGAAAGGCCUGGAGUGCCUCGUGUCCAUUCUCAAGUGCAUGGUGGAAUGGAGCAAGGACCUGUAUGUGAAUCCGAACCACCAGACCAGCCUCGGUCAGGAGAGGCUCAUGGAUCAGGAAAUGGGGGAUGGGAAAGGCCUUGACAUGGCACGACGGAGCAGCGUGACGUCCAUGGAGUCAACAGUGUCCUCGGGGACCCAGACAGCCAUUCAGGACGAUCCGGAGCAGUUUGAGGUCAUCAAACAGCAGAAGGAGAUCAUCGAGCAUGGCAUUGAGCUCUUCAAUAAGAAACCCAAGCGGGGGAUCCAGUUUCUCCAGGAGCAGGGCAUGCUGGGAACAUCAGUUGAAGACAUCGCACAGUUCCUGCACCAGGAGGAGCGCCUGGAUUCUACCCAGGUAGGCGAUUUCCUGGGAGACAGCACGAGGUUCAACAAGGAGGUGAUGUAUGCCUAUGUGGACCAACUGGACUUCUGUGAAAAGGAAUUUGUGUCAGCCCUGCGAGCAUUCCUGGAAGGUUUCCGCCUCCCCGGGGAAGCCCAGAAGAUUGACCGUUUAAUGGAGAAGUUUGCCGCAAGAUACAUAGAGUGCAACCAAGGGCAAACUCUGUUUGCUAGUGCUGACACUGCAUAUGUCCUGGCAUAUUCCAUCAUUAUGCUCACUACAGACUUGCACAGUCCUCAGGUAAAAAAUAAAAUGACAAAAGAGCAGUAUAUUAAAAUGAAUCGGGGAAUCAAUGAUAGUAAAGAUCUACCAGAGGAAUAUCUCUCCAGCAUCUACGAAGAGAUAGAAGGCAAGAAGAUUGCAAUGAAAGAAACAAAAGAGCAUACGAUUGCCACCAAAUCUACUAAGCAGAGUGUGGCUAGUGAAAAGCAGCGGCGGCUACUGUACAAUUUGGAGAUGGAGCAGAUGGCUAAAACAGCCAAAGCGCUGAUGGAGGCUGUGAGCCAUGCCAAAGCACCCUUUACGAGCGCCACUCACUUGGACCACGUCCGGCCAAUGUUCAAAUUGGUGUGGACACCACUGCUGGCAGCCUAUAGCAUCGGACUGCAGAACUGUGAUGACACUGAAGUGGCGUCCCUGUGUUUGGAAGGCAUCCGAUGUGCCAUCCGAAUCGCCUGCAUCUUUGGAAUGCAGCUGGAACGAGAUGCCUAUGUUCAGGCCCUUGCUCGCUUCUCCCUCCUGACAGCCAGCUCCAGUAUCACGGAAAUGAAGCAGAAGAACAUUGAUACCAUAAAGACGCUUAUUACUGUGGCUCACACCGAUGGCAACUAUCUUGGGAACUCCUGGCACGAGAUCUUGAAAUGCAUCAGCCAGCUGGAACUCGCUCAGUUGAUAGGAACUGGGGUGAAGACGCGCUACCUAUCUGGGUCUGGCCGUGAAAGGGAAGGGAGCCUGAAGGGUUACACACUGGCAGGAGAAGAGUUCAUGGGCCUGGGCCUCGGUAAUUUGGUGAGUGGUGGAGUGGACAAAAGGCAGAUUGCCAGCUUCCAGGAGUCAGUGGGUGAGACCAGCUCCCAGAGUGUGGUUGUCGCUGUGGACAGGAUUUUUACUGGCUCUACCAGACUGGAUGGAAAUGCAAUAGUUGACUUUGUCCGCUGGCUGUGUGCUGUUUCCAUGGAUGAACUGGCUUCCCCCCACCAUCCUCGCAUGUUCAGCCUGCAGAAGAUCGUAGAAAUAUCAUACUACAACAUGAAUCGGAUCCGAUUGCAGUGGUCCCGAAUAUGGCAUGUGAUUGGAGAUCACUUCAAUAAGGUUGGCUGCAACCCCAAUGAAGACGUGGCUAUCUUUGCUGUAGACUCACUGAGACAGCUGUCCAUGAAGUUUCUCGAGAAGGGUGAAUUAGCCAAUUUCCGUUUCCAGAAAGAUUUUCUGAGGCCUUUUGAGCAUAUUAUGAAGAAAAACAGAUCUCCAACCAUUCGGGAUAUGGUGAUCCGCUGCAUCGCUCAGAUGGUGAAUUCCCAGGCAGCCAACAUCCGCUCAGGCUGGAAGAAUAUCUUUGCUGUGUUCCACCAGGCAGCCUCUGAUCAUGAUGGGAACAUUGUGGAGCUGGCCUUCCAGACCACAGGCCACAUUGUUACAAGUAUCUUCCAGCACCAUUUCCCUGCAGCCAUCGAUUCCUUUCAGGAUGCUGUGAGGUGCUUGUCAGAGUUUGCCUGUAAUGCCGCUUUCCCUGACACCAGUAUGGAGGCCAUCCGGCUCAUCCGCUUCUGUGGGAAAUACGUCUCUGAGAGGCCUCGGGUGCUACAAGAAUACACAAGUGAUGAUAUGAAUGUAGCUCCUGGCGACAGAGUCUGGGUACGAGGCUGGUUCCCCAUCUUAUUUGAGCUCUCUCGCAUCAUUAACAGAUGCAAGUUAGAUGUGCGGACAAGAGGACUCACGGUCAUGUUUGAGAUCAUGAAGAGCUACGGCCACACCUUUGAAAAGCACUGGUGGCAGGACCUGUUCAGAAUCGUGUUUCGGAUUUUUGACAAUAUGAAGCUUCCUGAACAACAGUCAGAGAAGUCUGAGUGGAUGACAACAACCUGCAAUCAUGCACUUUAUGCCAUUUGUGAUGUGUUUACCCAGUUUUAUGAAGCUCUGAAUGAAGUGCUGCUUUCUGACGUAUUUGCACAGUUGCAGUGGUGUGUUAAGCAAGAUAAUGAACAGUUGGCUCGAUCAGGUACAAAUUGCUUAGAAAACUUAGUAAUAUCCAAUGGAGAGAAAUUCAGUCCCGAUGUCUGGGAUGAAACGUGCAACUGUAUGUUGGAUAUUUUCAAAACCACCAUCCCACAUGUUUUGCUGACGUGGAGACCUGUGGGAAUGGAGGAAGAUUUGUCAGAAAAACAUUUGGAUGUGGACCUGGACCGCCAGUCUCUAAGCAGCAUAGAUAAAAAUGCCUCAGAGAGGGGCCAGAGCCAGCUCUCUAACCCGACCGAUGACAGCUGGAAGGGUAGACCAUAUGCAAAUCAGAAACUGUUUGCCAGCCUCCUCAUCAAGUGUGUGGUCCAGUUGGAACUGAUACAAACCAUUGACAACAUUGUGUUCUACCCUGCCACAAGCAAAAAGGAAGAUGCAGAACACAUGGUUGCUGCCCAGCAAGACACACUGGACGCAGAUAUCCACAUCGAGACGGAGGACCAAGGCAUGUAUAAAUACAUGUCUUCGCAGCACCUCUUCAAGCUGCUGGACUGCCUGCAGGAAUCUCAUUCGUUCUCAAAGGCCUUCAACUCUAAUUAUGAGCAGCGAACCGUCCUGUGGCGGGCAGGUUUUAAGGGCAAGUCUAAACCCAACCUUCUCAAACAAGAAACCAGCAGCCUGGCCUGCUGUUUGAGGAUCCUGUUUCGAAUGUAUGUUGAUGAGAAUCGCAGGGAUUCCUGGGAUGAAAUACAGCAGCGACUUUUAACUGUGUGCAGUGAAGCUCUUGCCUAUUUCAUCACAGUGAAUUCUGAAAGCCAUCGGGAGGCCUGGACAAGUCUCCUGUUGUUACUUUUAACCAAAACCCUCAAAAUAAAUGAUGAAAAGUUCAAAGCGCACGCCUCAAUGUACUACCCCUACUUGUGUGAAAUUAUGCAGUUCGACCUGAUCCCUGAGCUCCGAGCAGUUCUGCGGAAGUUCUUCUUACGGAUAGGUGUUGUGUAUAAGAUAUGGAUUCCAGAAGAGCCAGCGCAGGUACCAGCAACACUGUCACCGGUGUAGUAGCCCUGAAGGCCACUGCUGCAGCUCCGCAGAACAUUCACCAUGCCAUUUCUGACUGCCCUGUCUCUUGAAGGGUCACACAGAAGCAAAGAGCUGCCACCUUGGAUCUCAGAAUGUCCUAGAUAAGGUCAGCCUUUGUGCUGGCCCCAUGAAAGGUCCCAAUGACUAAGGCUUGUGGUAUUUUAUUAAACUGUUGCAUACCCAGUUAAUAUAGUAGGUGGGGAAUGUUUCACCUGUCAUUCCAUUUUAUUGAUUAAACUGUCCAUUCUGUCAUUGCAAAUGCCAUCAUUUCCUAGCAAGUCUCGUGACUGGCUGUAAAUGUUUUGUCAGAGGAAGUUACUCUCCUUGAAAAUACUGAACAUAGCUGUAUAAGUUCAUGAUUAUUAGAGAGUAUGUUAAUAAAAUUUCUUGUUGACGGCUGCCACCUAAAA